UCAGAGUGGCACAAACUGGAGGUGGGGAUAAUUACGGGUUGUACCAUCUCUGUGAUCCUGUUUGCAGUGGCUAUGAAUAUGAUUGUCAAAUCGGCAGAGCCUGAGUGCCGGGGGCCCCAGAGUAGAGGAGGGGUCCGACAACCGCCGAUUAGAGCAUUUAUGGAUGAUCUGACGGUCACCACACAAUCGGUGCCAGGAGGCAGGUGGAUACUCCAAGGGCUGGAAAAGCUCAUUCGGUGGGCUCAGAUGGAGUUUAAACCAGCCAAGUCCCGUUCGCUAGUGCUGAAGAAGGGCAAGGUUACGGACAGGUUUCAUUUCAGUAUAGGAGGGGCAAAGAUACCAUCAUUGUCAGAACAGCCGGUGAAAAGCCUGGGCAAGGUUUUUGACAGCAGCCUCAGAGACUUCGCAUCAGUCCAGGCAACCUGCCAGGAGCUGGAUAGCUGGUUAAGAGCAACAGACCGUUCUGGCCUCCCCGGCAAGUUUAAAGCGUGGAUGUACCAACAUGGUAUACUGCCAAGAAUACUCUGGCCGUUACUUGUGUAUGAGGUUCCAAAUUCUACGGUAGAGACCUUGGAGAGAAAGGUCAGCAGUUGCCUCAGGAGAUGGUUAGGGUUGCCUAGGAGUCUCAGUAGUAUAGCCCUCUAUGGAAACACCACAAUGCUCCAGUUGCCCCUGAAAUCCUUGGAAGAGGAGUUUAAAGUGACUCAGGCACGUGAGGUGCUGAUGUAUAGAGACUCCGACAACCCAAAGGUGGUUCAGGCAGGAGUGUUGGUGAGGACAGGGAGGAAAUGGAGCGCUCAAGCCGCUGUGCUGGAUGCACAGGCUCGUUUGAGGCAUAAAGAGCUUGUGGGAGUGGUGGCACGAGGUAGAGCAGGCUUGGGGAUGUGUCCAACACCGCCUCGGCGUAGAAAGCGGAAGGGGAAGGAGGAACGUAGCUGUAUAUAUGAAGAGGUUAGAACUGCUGUGGAUGAAGGAAGGACUAGCAGAGCAGCCGGAAUGGGACAGCAGGGAGCCUGGACCAGGUGGGAGCAGGCCAUGGACCGCAAGGUUACCUGGACGGAGCUCUGGCAAAGUGAGCCGCACCGUAUAGCAUUCCUGAUUCGAGCAGUGUAUGACGUCCUGCCUAGUCCAGCAAACCUCUGCAUGUGGGGAAAAGCAGACAUACCAACUUGCCAUUUGUGCCCAGCUUGUGGGACGCUGGAGCACAUUCUGAGCUCCUGCCCAACAGCGCUCGGCCAGGGUCGUUACACUUGGCGUCAUAACCAGGUGCUGAAAGUUAUUGCAGACACCAUCAGCAAAGAGAUCAGUAAAGACGUCUGA
Molecule: messenger RNA, 1320 nt
Organism: Paramormyrops kingsleyae
Lineage: Eukaryota; Metazoa; Chordata; Actinopteri; Osteoglossiformes; Mormyridae
Source: RefSeq, a predicted model, not a curated record